Molecule: messenger RNA, 2019 nt
Organism: Capronia coronata CBS 617.96
Lineage: Eukaryota; Fungi; Ascomycota; Eurotiomycetes; Chaetothyriales; Herpotrichiellaceae
Exons: 1
Coding region: 1-2019 (672 amino acids)
Source: RefSeq, a predicted model, not a curated record
AUGGCAAGUUUUACCAGCGUCAUCUCCAUCCUCUCCGCUGUGAUGCUGUACGUUCAGCAGAAAUCCAGCGAGUAUCUCAUCCUACUCAACCUCAAAACCUCUCCCUUCUUCCAAAACGUCCUCACCCUCGGAGCCAGCCACACUCCUUCUUACGUGACCCGACAUGUCACGACUACAUUCGUCGACAUGAAAACCAUUACAGCGACACCAUGGAGUACUGUGACGAGCGCAACGACCGUUUACGUCAAGACUCCCCAGCCCACCGCAGCCUACACGGCAAUUGUGACAGGCCAUUUCAACCAGGAUUACGGCAUAGUGACGACCAUGAGCCCAUGGCAACUACAUCACAUCCUAAUCCUCCUCUUUGUCAUCUUCUGGGUACCACUCAUUUUCCUCCUGACCAAGCUCUAUCACGAGCAGCGAGUGGACCGCCUGAUUCUCCUCACCGAGUAUGGCCGCGGAAUCACGGAAGAAUACCACCGCAAACCCCGGGAACUGGAGAGAAGCAUCCGUCGCCCCUUGGAUCCAUACUUCUUGGACACCAUGUACACCGCGGGUUACAUCUUCCUGUGGCGUCGCUCUCGCGACGUGCAGCCAUACAUUGAAAAGAUGCAAGAUGUUCUCUCGGUGGCCCGCGAUGCGGUGCUUGGCAAGCUCUACCAGAUCGGCAAGGUGUUAUUCGACCUCCUGAUGGGGAUUCUGACGACCCUCUUGCUGGCACUCUUCAACUGGCUAUAUUGGGCCGUGUACCAGACUUUGUGGCUCUUGGACAACCUGUUCUUCUUUUGGCUUCUCCCAAUCUGCGUGACGAAAUGUCUCCAUCUCAAGGACGUCGUGGUUUCCCUUAUCCAGGAGAAAGCUGUUGAGCCGCUGGCGGCCAACAUCAAGACACGCGCCCAAGACAUUCUCGCUUUCACCCCAGAGACCAAGACCAGACAAGGCGAUGCCUUCGUCGGCAAGAACAGCCACGACCAGUCACGUCCAUCAACCCCUCGACAGCCCAACCACUUCGAAGUCCCAUACUCGACGGGGUCCCCCGAUGGGAUGGUCCUCGUCGACCGCCAAUAUUACGAAGACCUGGUGAAAGCUGCCACCAAGAGCAAGGGGUUGGCCAAGGCCCUGGAGAUCGAGAAGCUGGCUGUGAAGAACGAGCAUCGCGACUGUGCCGACAUCUGCCACUACGCCCGCAAGCAGCAAGACAAGGCUGAGUUUCAAGCUCGCCAGGCUCGCCACGAGCUUCGAGAGCAUCGGGUGUCAGUGGACAGUAUUCGGAAGGCGGAGGCUCGUGCUGCCCGGGCCGAAGCCGCUCUUGAACAGGAGCGGGCUUUGAGGCAGGCGGCUGAGGAGGGCUCUAGCGCCCGACAGGCUUGUUUGGACGAGGGGCUCCUCGCAUACAGCCAUGUCGAGGCCGAGCUGCGACAAGUCAAGGUCGCGAACGAGGAGCUGGAACGCCAGUUGGUUGACUUGCAGGCGGUCCUGGAAAUGGCCAUGGAGCCGGCUCUAGUGACUGAGGCGGCUGCCAACCAGCCAGCUCCUGAAGUUCAGGGCGACCCGCAGCCGGAGCCGCGAGCCGAGGAGGAUCAGGGGACGGUGGAGGAGGAGGGAUGGAGCGUCCCGAUGGGACCAGGCAAUGGUUUCGAAGUUGCCUGUGGAGGAUUCGAGGAGCUCCUGGAGGCCCCGUUGACGGAGGACGGUCAACUGGAGGCGAUGGUGGCGGCGGCGUUGGCUGCAGCGGAGGGAGGAGAGGCCGUGGGGGAGGCAGGAGGAGCCAGCCAGGAGCAAGAGCUUCCAAUGGAGUUUGAGCAGUCUGGGGGUGCGGGCAACUUCAGCCUGCAACCUCAGGAGAUCAUGGACGGGCUGGAGGCUGUGGAGGUCCAGCCUUCGCAACCGACCUCUUGUGGUCCUUCUCUCUUGGUGGCCGAGGUACCAUACCUCGAGCUGAGCCCGGAGAUGGAUUACGAGAUGGAGGAAGUGGAGCCUGGUCCUGUGCGGAUCCCCGGUCUGGACUUGAUCUACUAA